Messenger RNA from Peromyscus californicus insignis, 5052 nucleotides. RefSeq names its product KANTR integral membrane protein (gene Kantr). Lineage: Eukaryota; Metazoa; Chordata; Mammalia; Rodentia; Cricetidae. The coding region runs from base 1529 to 1759 and encodes 76 amino acids. The record is from RefSeq and is a predicted model, not a curated record. The transcript has 6 exons.
CACCUUCGAGAGGGUGGAGUUUUCAUCGGUGCUUCCAUCUCUAGCCAAUCUGAGGGAAGGCAAAAGGGCACUCCUCCAAUGGGAGCUGAGGAGCCCGCGGCAGUGAUGGAGCCCCGCUAUCCUGCCAUCGCUCCGCCGAUCGUCGCGUGAAGCAUCCGUGUGUCUGCGAGAUCUUGCUGUGGGCCAGGUAUCCAUUCUCCUGCGGCAGCUGUAGAACCUACGGAGGCUAGAGGUCCGUGGGUGGUGGAGGAUCAUUUGCGUAGCAAAAAAAGGGAAGGCGAGUGCUCCUGCAGCCCCUCCAGACGGCACCCAGUGCUGUGGAGACCAGAAGACGGCAUCCGAUCCCCUGGAGCUGGAGUUAUAGGCAAUUGUGGGGUCUUCUGGAAGAACAGUAUGAACUCUUAACUACUGAGCCUUCUCUUCAGCCCCAAAGCUCCAAAUCUUCAGAUGUGAGUGUAUGACCUGGAAUAACCAAAGAAACUGAGAAACUGUCAAGAAACCAUGGGGUGCCUCCCAGAGGUUGAAGAUAAGUUCAUAUUGCCGAAGAAACCACACACUUAGAGACAAGACUUGGAUUAUUUGAGUUGGAUCUAACCUGAAAGCCUCAUUCCUGUGGUCUAGCUUCCAUAGUACCAGAAAGUACUAUGCAAGCUGUCAAGGGAGGGAAGCAGUCACUACUCCUAUACAGCUGUGGUGCCUUUGAACCACAAAACUACUAACAAUGAACAUCCACCAUUAUUAGAACCAUCACCCUGCAGCUAGCUUGGACAUCAUUAAAAGGGCUCAUCAGGAGUAGCUGAUAUUCAUGAAGACAGAGUUUCAGGGUUUCCGCCUGGAGCUACACCCUCCAGAAGCCCCUGCUUGGCUUCCCUGCACCCAACCCCAUCCCAGCCACUUACAACUUGAGCUGUGCUUGGUGUUUCUUGGCAACUGGAACACAGACUCCUCCGACUGCUCCACAGGCCCUUUGUCCUCAAUGAGCAGAAGACAACAGAAGCUGGCCGCUGAAGAGGCUGUGCAGCUGGCAGAGCACCUUGCUGGCCUUGCUUAGCACCUUGGCCACAGAGCAGUCACUGAGUGCUGCAUCUGGAAUCUGUGCUCCCCACCAACAGCGACUACAGAGAGAGUUGUCGGGCCCCACCUCACUAAGGGCCACCCUCUAGGGAUCCCUCCAGAGAAGGCUCCACUAGAAAAGGGGGCUCUUCAUAGACUCUUCACUGCCUUGAGUCCUCCCCAGACACCUCUAGGGCUGCAGAGAUCAGUAGCUUUUCACCUAUCGAAUCCACAUCCCAGCUGGAAACCGCUGUGAAUUAUUUGUAUUUUCAUUUUUAUCCUUUUGGCAAGAAGAGUUUUAAAUAUUGCUUCACUCCCUUCAAUAGUUAUAGUACUACUGAGAAUUUAUUUUUUUUGUCUCCUUUGGAUAUAGUUUUAGAUACAGUUUCUUAGGAAUUGCUCCAUUUUGUCUGUUUCCAAAUCCACUGGCCUAAAGUUCCGUUUUUAAAUUCUCUGCUAUAUAUAACCUAUAGCGAUGUCUCCUUUCUCGUUGCUGAUACUGGUUAUUUGUGCCUUCUCCCUUUUUUUCUUGAUCAAUCUCACCAGAGGUUUGUCUAUUUUACUAGUCUUUACAAAGAACCAACUUUUGGCUUUAUUGCUCCUCUCUAUUGUGUCUUUGUUCUCUAUUUCUUUAAUUUCUGCGCUUAUCUUUUUUGACCUCCUUCCUUCCACAUUUUUCGGAUUUAUUCUGCUGCUGUUUUUCUGAUUUCUUAAACUGUGUGUUGAGCUCAUUCCUUUUCAGUCUUUUUUCUGUUUCUGUUUGCUUGGUUUGGGUGUUUGUUUUUCUUUGAGACAGGGUCUCACUCUAUAGCCCAGGCUAACCUCAAAUUCAUGCUAAUUGCCUCCCUAGCCUCCCCAGUGCAGGGAUUACCGGCAUGAGGCACUGAGCCUAGCUCUCAGCCUUUCUUCUUUUCUAGUUUAUAUAUUUAAAAGCUACAAAUGUCCUGCUAAUGCUACUUGCCUCCGUGAUCAUAUGUGGUAGUUACUUCAUUGUUGUUCAGUUCCCAGAACUUCAGCGUAUCGAUUAGCAUUACUUCUUUGACUCAUGAAUUAUACAGAAGUAUGUUUUUAAGUUCCCAAAUGUUUGGGGGAUUUUUAAGUUUGUUCUGUUACUGAAAUCUAUCUUAAUUUUGUUCAGAUGAUGUGGUCUAUGUGAACUGAAAUUUAUUGAGACUUGUUCUAUUGCCUGGUACAUGAUCGAUAAUUAUUAAUGUUUCCUAUGUGCUCUAUAAGAAUGUGUGUCCUCUAAUUAUUGAAUAUAGAGAUCUGUCUGUGUCUGUUAGCAACUAUCUUAUUCAAGUUGUAUUUAACUAAACUGAUUGUUUUUGUUAUGAUCUACCAAUAGUUUUUAAAACGAACUCUGACACUGGAGUUAUCUGUUUUCUUCUUAUAGUUUCCUUUUUUAACAUAAAUUAAGAAUUGCUAUAUUUCUGGUAAAUGUGUAAUAUCCCUCUCUAUUCCUGAUAAUAGAAGAAUUCUGCUAGAUUAUCUUGUAUUAAUGUAACAGCACAAGCUUUUCUUCUUGUUAGGGUUUUGUGGCAUAAUUUUCUAUCUUUUUACUUUUAAGAAUUUUUUACACCUUUGUGUUUUAAUUAUAUUUCUUGAAAACAGCAUAUGGCUGAACAGUUUUUAAAAAUCUAAUCUAAAGCUGGGCGUGGUGGCGCACGCCUUUAAUCCCAGCACUUGGGAGGCAGAGGCAGGUGGAUCUCUGCAUUUGAGACCAGUCUGGUCUACAUAGUGAGUUUGAGGCCAGCCAGGGCUAUCCAGUGAGACCCUGUCUCAAAAAACACUUAUCUAAUGACCUCUGCCUUUAAAAAUUGGCAAGUUUAGUUUACAUUUGCUGCAGGAUGUUUGGACAUGUUUCUACCAUCACUUUGUUAUUUUGGUUUUCCACUACUUUUUGUAUGUUUUUCUCUUUUCUCACCUGCUUUUUUAGUUUUAAGUUUUUUUCCCUUCCUGUUAGGAUUUAUUUUUCUAUUCUUUGAUAUUCUGGCAUGUGUGUUUAGCUUACAAACUUAAACACUGUUUUCAGUGUAUCUUGAAGAGUGUGAGAAGCUUAAAAACUAGUGAUUUUAGUCAUUCCUCUCCUGACCACUUGAUUUUGUUCGUAAAAUGUAUUCCUUGGUUUUUUGUAAUCUCAUGAUUAUAUAUUAUCCAUAUUUAUUCCUUGUUUCUUUUGUAAUCUCAUAAUUAUAUAUUAUCAGUAUUUAUUCCUUGUUUUUUGUAAUCUUAUAAUUAUAUAUUAUCAGUAUUAUUUUAUGUAGACUGGCAGUAUUUGUUCUGAUUUACAUGCAUACAUUCUUGCAUCUCAGACCCCCUUAAUGGCAUCAUUUUCUUUCAUUGUGAAUACAGUGUUUAUCCUUUUAGUUCAGAUCUCUUGGUAUUAAACUCUUUGUUGUGUGUAAAAGCUUUAUCUUUAUCCUUACAAGAGUUUGCUCAACCUUUAAAAUAUAUGUAUCUGUUCUCUUUGUGAGACGUAUGCCUUGUUGCCUUUAAAAAGUAUACUAUCAGUCUAAUUGUGGUUUGGUUUCAUGUGUUUUCUGAGGGGGAUGUUCAGGGAGUACUGUGAUUUCAUUCUAACAUGUUUAGACUUGUUUCUUUUUUAUUUAUUCUACUUUUGAAAUGUGUUUCAUGGCUUAGUAGAAGCAUGUUUUUUAUCAUUUCUGGAAAAUUCUACUAGAUUAGAUUCUUUCUGUUUCUUGUGGGGCUUUUUUUUCUCAGAAUCCAGUUACUUGUAUUUUGUACCUCCUAAUUCUGUUUUUCAUAACUCAUAACAGCUCUUUGCUAUUUUAACUCCUUGUACUUCAUUUGGGGAAUUUCACUGGGUAUAUGUUUUAGUUUAUUCUCUUUUCAGUUAUGUUUAAUCUGCCUUUUCCUUUUUCCAUUGCGCUUUUUAUUUCAAAAAUUAUCUUUUCCUUUGUAAAAGAUUCAUCUGCUUUCUAAUCUGUCUAGCUAUCCCCAGUUAAGUCUCUUGUUCCUUGUUCAUCUUUGUGAUUACAUCUAUUUCUUUAAGUAUAUAUUUUUAAAAUCAGCACUUGCUUUCUUGUUGUUGUUGUUUUGUUUUGGUUUUUUCGAGACAGGGUUUCUCUGUGUAGUUUUUGGUGCCUUUCCUGGAACUCACUCUGUAGCCCAGGCUGGCCUCGAACUCACAGAGAUCCGCCUGGCUCUGCCUCCUGAGUGCUGGGAUUAAAGGCGUGCACCACCACCGCCCGGCUCAGUGCAUGCUUUUUUGUGUGAGUAUGACGUUAUAAAUAUUGUUCACAUCUGAACUGCACAGCACACUGAUUAUAUCGUCUUUAUUGCAUACCUUUUUGUUUUCCUAAAAGCCAGCAUUCUAGUGUUGCAGCACUGUUACUAAUUCUUCGUAAUUCUACAAGAAUUAAAAAUUCUUGUUAGAAAUUAUUUGUGAAAUCCAAAUCAGAUCAUGCCUCUAUUCUGCUCAAAAUUCUCCCAUGACACCCAGUUCCCUCAGUACAAAAGCCAGAGUCAUCUCCAUGGCCCCCAUGUUCCUACACAAUCUAUUUCCCUUCCCCUCCCCGAUCUCAUUGCUAUCAGCCUCACUCCUCUCUAGCUAUACUGGCCUGUCUCCUGUUCCUCAAGCAUGCCAGGGACCUUCCAUUCAGGACCUUUGUAUUUGCUGUUUUCACUACCGGGAACACCCUUCCUCCCAAAUCAUUUGAUUACUUGAUCAAGUAUUUCCAUUAUGUUCAAAUGUUACCUCCCUAGAGAAGUAUUUCCUAAUCAACAUAUAUAAACUGGCCCUAUUACUCUCCAUGUCGUGUCUUAUCCUAUUUAUGAUCUGUCCUCUACAAAGCACUGAUCACUACUUGAUAUAUUUUAUAUUUAUUCAUUGUGGUUAGUGUUUGUGUCUACCAAAUAGACUGUAAGCUCCUCAAAGCAGAGAUUUCUGUGUGGUUUACUGCUGUAUUCCCAGUGUCAAGAACAGUGUGUAAUAACAGUCAGUGAACAGUCAAUAAAAUAUUUGUGGAAUAAAGUGAA